CUCAGGUACUCAUGUUCACUUUUACCAGCUGAGCCGUUUCUACUUCUGCCCGUUUCUCCCUGAAGCCUUGCUUAUUACUAGGCCAUGAGCACUAGGUAUUGAUUGGCAAGAGCCAGAAAGACACGGGUCCAAGUGUCUUUCCCACUGUGACAGCUCCUCAGUCUACUACCAGUUUCCUUUUUCUGUGUGUGCAAUAGGCACCCAUCUCCCAACCCAAAUAGGUGAAUAGUGCCAGGGCCUCAUCUUAAAACCCAAGACUAGCAAGACAUUGGGUAUUUCUGCAGCAAAGAGCCUGACAGAAUUUAUAAAACGUGUCUGCCAUACAGCUUUUGCUAAGGAUGUUCUUUCUCUGCCACCAAGUCGCGCCCCCAGCCUCUCACUGGGGUAAAUCUAGUCACCCUACUGCUAAACUAUGUGCCUGCCUAGUCUCUCCAGGUCUAGAGUCUACCACUGGCAGUUCCGGGAUCAAAGGAAACUGUUUCGGAGCCAGGAGUUCUGGGUUCCAAGGACCACGGUUCCAUGACUCCCUGGCUGCUGACUGACGUGGAGAGAAGCCCAGGAGCUAGGCGGGAACUGGCUUCUGUACUGCAAUAUUUUGGCCAAGGCCUCCGCCCCGCCCCGCCCACCUGCCGCAGGACCGGAAGCUGGUCUGUCUUUUGCGCGGGGGAGUGGGAGGGAUGGCCCUCCCACGUGGUGUGGCACCGGAAGCCGUCAGCUAGCGCUCCAGAUUCUCCCACGUGAUCCAGCCAGGACGCGGGAGGGUGGUGGCGGGGGUAAGAGGUGGGGCGAAAGAGGGCAGACACAGUCCGGUCACAUGACACGUCAUGUGACACGAUCCCGGAAGUCCGCGGCAACGUUUCGGGCACUGGUGGGCUUGGAGCCGUGUCGGCAUGUUCUCGGCGGGCGCGGAAAGUCUGCUGCACCAGGCCAGGGAAAUCCAGGAUGAGGAGCUACGGCGUUUCUGCUCCCGGGUCACUAAGCUGCUGCAGGAAGCCCCAGGACCAGCCACCGUGGAUGCCCUGCAGAGACUCUUCCUCAUCGUCUCAGCCACCAAGUACCCCCGUAGAUCUUGCGUUCCAGGCUGGAGAAGAUGUGUGUGGACCUGUUACAGACCACUCUCUGCUUGCCUGCCAGCCCUGAGCAGCUCCAGGUCCUCUGUGCUGCUAUCUUGAGAGAGAUGUCACCUUUUAACGACCUGGCCCUGUCCUGUGAUCACACCCCAAACACCCGGCAGCUUAGCCUUGUGGCCUCUGUGCUCUUGGCCCAGGGAGACAGAAAAGGAGAGAUCAGAUGUGUGAGCCAGCGCAUCUUCAAGAUCCUCGAGAACCGGCAGCCUGAGGGGCCCAGUGUCCGGCCCCUCCUCCCCAUCCUGUCCAAGGUCAUUGGCCUUGCCCCGGGCAUCCUCAUGGAAGACCAGACCAACCUGCUCAGCAAAAGGCUGGUGGACUGGCUUCGCUACGCCAGCAUCCAGCAGGGGCUUCCGUACUCAGGGGGCUUCUUCUCCACACCCAGGACCCGGCAGCCCGGUCCCAUCACUGAGGUGGAUGGAGCAGUAGCUUCUGACUUCUUCACGGUACUCUCCACGGGCCAGCACUUCACAGAGGACCAGUGGGUGAACAUGCAGGCCUUCUCCAUGCUGAGGAAAUGGCUGCUGCACAGUGGUCCCGAGGACCCCUGCAGUCCUGAUGCAGAUGACAAGUCAGAGCUCGAGGGCUCCACCCUGUCUGUGCUGUCUGCGGCCUCCACUGCCAGCCGACUGCUGCCCCCUCGGGAGCGGCUGAGGGAGGUGGCCUUUGAGUACUGCCAGCGCCUGUUGGAGCAGAGUAACCGGAGAGCGCUGAGGAAGGGGGACUCGGACCUACAGAAAGCUUGCCUGGUGGAAGCUGUGUCGGUGUUGGAUGUGCUGUGCCGGCAGGACCCCUCCUUCCUCUAUCGCACCCUCUCCUGCCUGAAGGCCCUGCACAGGAGGCUGGGCGAGGACCCUGGCAGCGAGCGGGCACUGGUGCCUCUUGCCCAGUUCUUCCUGAACCAUGGGGAAGCGGCCGCCAUGGACGCAGAAGCCGUCUACGGGCAGCUGCUCCGAGGUCUCCCUUCUGAACGCUUCCACAGCCCGACCCUGGCCUUUGAGGUCAUACACUUCUGCACACACAACCUGGCUCUCUUCGACUCCCACUUUCUCAGCCUUCUCAGGCUGAGCUUCCCAAGUCUGUUCAAGUUCCUGGCUUGGAACAGCCCUCCUCUCACAGCGGAGUUUGUGGUCCUCCUCCCAGCUCUCGUGGAUGCUGGCACCGCCGUGGAGAUGCUGCAUGCGCUGCUUGACCUGCCCUGUCUGACUGCCGCCCUGGACCUUCAGCUCAGGUCCACACAGACUCCGUCGGAAAGGCUGCUUUGGGAUAUCUCCCUCAGGGUCCCCAGCUGCCUGGAGGCCUUCCAGGACCCACAGUUCCAAGGACUCUUCCGGCACCUGCUCCGUACCAAGGCCAGCGGUUCCACAGAGAGGCUGACGCCACUUCACCAGGUGCUGAAGCCCAUGGCCAGCUGUGCCCGGGUAACCCAGUGUGCGGAGGCGGUGCCCGUCCUGCUUCAGGCCUUCUUCUCAGCUGUGACCCAGACUGCCGAUGGGGCCCUAAUCAACCAGCUGGCACUGCUGCUCCUGGAGAGAAGUGACUCCCUCUACCCGGUCCCUCAGUAUGAGGCCCGUGUGCACGGGGUGCUGAGCUCCCAGCUCCUGGUGCUGUGUAAGCUGAAGCCAUCGCUGGUGGUGGAGCUUUCACGAGAGCUCCUGGAGUUCGUGGGGAGCGUGAGCAGCAUCCACAGCCGAGCCAGCGUGUUCACUUGUGUGGUGUGGGCCAUUGGUGAGUACCUGUCGGUGACUUGGGACAAGAGGUGCACAGCGGAACAGAUCAACAAGUUCUUUGAAGCCCUGGAAGCCCUGCUGUUUGAAGUCACCCAGUCCCGCCCCUUAGCCGACUUGCCCUGCUGUCCUCCAGAGGUGGUCACUGCACUCAUGACCACACUGACCAAACUAGCCUCCCGGAGCCAAGACCUGAUCCCAAGGGUGUCACUGUUCCUGUCAAAAAUGCGAACCCUGGCCCAGAACCCAGCCACCAGCUCUGUGCACAGUGAAGAGGGUGCGGAAUCCAUCCGGACCCGGGCCUCAGAGCUGCUAACCUUACUAAAGAUGCCCAGUGUGGCCCAGUUUGUGUUCACACCUCCUGCAGGCGUGUGCCAGCCCCGCUACCACCGGGACACCAACGUGGCCCUGCCUCUGGCUCUGCGCACGGUCAGCCGGCUGGUGGAGAAGGAGGCUGGCCUCCUGCCAGGUUGAAGGGACAGUCACCACCUGAACAGUAGCUACAGCGUGAGAGCCUGGGCAGUCAGCAGUAUUGGAGCUGAGCUGCAGGCGUGGGUGACUCGUGAGGCAUGGUGGACAUGACUGUCAGGAUGGGAUCACCAGCCCCUGGGGAUGAGUCAUCUCACCUUGUCUCUGUGGCUGGCCAGUCAGCCUUGAGCAGCCGGUAGGUGACUGAGUGUUACUUCCUAGGCCGAGCAGAAAUGGCCUGGUCUGCUUGCUGCUGUUACUCAUUUCUGGAUUUGGGGGCAGGGAGCAGUGCAGGAAAAAUAAACUAAAGAAUUAUUUAUGCUGAGCAGUGGUGGCACAUGCCUUUCAUCUCAGCACUCAGGAGGUAGAGGCAGGUGGAUUUCUGAGUUCAAGGCCAGCCUGGUCUACAGAGUGAGUUCCAGGACAGCCAGGACUACACAGAGAAACCCUGUCUCAAAAAACCAAAAGAGAAUUCUUUAAUAUUACAUGUAUGUGCUUGCACACACCACAGUGCACACGAGAUCAGGAGACAGCUUUUGCUACUCGGUUCUCUCCUCAGCCAUGUGGGUCUUGGCUGGUUGCCUGGCUCAGUGACAAGCGCCUUUACCUACUGAGCCAUUGUGCCUGCCACCAAGUAAAUCUUCCAGUGCUGUGUACAGCCCAGGCCCCUCUCUCUGCCUUCCUUGGACUUGGAGAGCCAGGGAGCCUGGGCUGCUGCCUUCCCACCCUGCCCUCUGUUGAGGGAAAUACCUGGGUCCCCUGAUUGGCUCCUGUGUCCUUGAUGUGACAGAAAUGACAUGCUCUGGAGCUGAAACUCACAAAGCCCUGAGUUUAAUCCUGAGUGUAACCCCAGGCAUGGGGUGCACACUGCAAUCCCAGCACUCAGCAGGUGGAGUGAAGUUCGAGAAAGGUCAGAAGUUCAAGGUCAGCCUUGGCUAGGUAACAACUUGAAAUGCAGCCUGGGCUACAAAAGAAAUUGGGCCUAGAAGAUGACUCAGCACAUAAAAGGCCUUGCUAGAUGCCCCUGAUGACCCAGGGUUGACCCCUGGAUCUCAUGUGUAAGGCUGCGUACCAUGGUGUGUAUGUAGCUGUGAAGACAGCAGUUCAAAGCUCAAAGGCUUGCUACAGCAGUGGAAGAACGAGCUGGAAAGCAAGAACCAACUCUCAGAACGCACGCCAUGCCUUGGUCACAUAAGACAUUUUAAAAGCUAAAUAAAACUCAAGGUGUAUUCAUGA
Molecule: messenger RNA, 4558 nt
Organism: Mus musculus (house mouse)
Lineage: Eukaryota; Metazoa; Chordata; Mammalia; Rodentia; Muridae
Gene: Ap5z1
Product: adaptor-related protein complex 5, zeta 1 subunit
Exons: 17
Coding region: 1091-3328 (745 amino acids)
Biological process (GO): double-strand break repair via homologous recombination; endosomal transport
Cellular component (GO): nuclear speck; AP-5 adaptor complex; lysosome
Source: RefSeq, a predicted model, not a curated record